ACAGCAACGUUAAGGUGCUUUUAUUGCCAUGACAGUCAAAACAAUCUUCUACUCAACUUGCAGAGAAUGGGAACAAGUUGUGCUCAGUGAGCAAGCUAACAGCUAUUAGCAGGACAAACCAAUAUCAAUGCAUUUUAGGGAUUAAGCAACCAACUAACAAAGGCCAAAAAUCUCUCUGCAGCUGCGUUUAGGUCAGAUGUACAAUAAAUUAACUUCAGUUUUUACAAUUUAAUUCCUGUUGUCAAACUAGCUAACCUCAAACUAACAGACUGCAGUGAUGUUUAUUAAAAAAUAAUACUUUGCAGCUGAUAAAAACAUAAUAAUAAUAAUAGUGUAAAACUAUUUUGCAGUUGUUUUCCGCACAGCCUAAUAAUCUUCCAGUUGCACAAUGAAAACCUACUUUAGUAGCUGCAGCCGUUAGCUAGCUGAUAAUAAUGCGUUUCUAUCAAUUGAAUGGAUUUAAACAAUAUUGAAACACAUUCACAGAGAAAUAUUGCACCAUGCUAAGUAUGUGACUGAUUUCACCAAAGUUCAGUUCAACACUUUAUUAUUCCUGCUAUCGCUACUUUUUGUACUUUUGCUUUUUCUGUCUGUUUUGCUGCGUAACCUUUGACUUCUAAAGUUAGAAUUUGGACUUCAGCAGGUAUUACAGUACUUUUUGUUUACUUCUGUCCUUGGAGAACUACUGUACGUCUGUAUCAGACUGAAGCGGUUUAUAAUGAAAGUAAUGUGAUUUUGCAAGACAGAAAAGUAGGAUUUGGUAAUCACUGUGAUCAGUACAAGUUAGCAACAACAAUUAGCAAGCUAAAAACAAUACAUUCCUCUGAGGUUUAUGGAUCAAAAACACUAAGAACAUGGUUACUAACUAAAGUUGUGCAUUACUGUGUGUGUGUGACAGAUUUAUUCACAUAAAAAUUCACAUAAAAACGCAAAUAAACAUGCAUUACUGAUGCUAUCACAAAUAGCAUCAACAAAUAGCUGUCGCUGUCACAAUCUGUCUUAACCUCCGCCUAUGCGGCCUGCUCAGAGUGAAAACUAAUGUUUACAUCUUCACAACUGUGGAGCUCUUGAUUGAUUUCACAUCCAAGUUAGCCAUGUUAAAGAAAAAUAGAAAACGAAUUGAAUUUGCAAGUUGGUGGUUUGUGCCAAUGCUAACCGCUGUUGGCCAGAACCAUUAGCAGAGCAAUAGUUUUGCAUUUCUUUGCAUUUUAUGGAUUUCUAUACACUAGUAACACAUUCACAAAGAUUGUGCAUUACUUUUUUGUGUGACUGGAUUAUCAAGAUACAAUCACAAGUGAAAGUAAAAACUUCAUUACUGCUGAAGUCACUGGUUUAUGACGGGGUCAGCCAUAUUGGAUUCUAGGUAGUGUUUGUCGAGGAAAUGUACAAGUCAGGAUUUGGACUUCUGGUUGGAUUCCAGUUGAUUUUCCCAAGUUUCUGCUUUUAAAUUUAGAUUUUUACAAAUGUCUGGUAUAACCACUCAAUCUGUUAUUAGAUUAAAAUAGAUUAUAAUGCAAAUCAUGUCAGUUUGAGACGAUAAAAGUGCAAUAUUAAUGUUGAACCCAGCUCUUGAAACUAUUACAUACCCAUCUCUGUUGCAGGAUGGAAAACUAAUAGAAUUUUGUAAUUAAUGGCAAAUAAAUUUUUUAUUAGCAACAACUAUUAUUAAGCUAAUAGUGAUACACUUAUGUGAACAUUGAUUAAAAUCACUAACAAAACAAAUAUUUAACAGUAGCAUUGGAGUUUAUGACAUAGAAAUGGUCAAAAAUGCAAAUAAGCCUUUAUUACUGCUGAUAUUACAAUAAUUUAUAGACAUGAUAGGAUUUUGUGUCAGGGUUGGAGAGAAAUCUGAACUUUCUUCUAGAUGAGGAUUGAGUAUAAAUGUCUGGACUUGUUGGGGAACCAACUUUUCUCCAACUAAAACAUACUGAAAAUACUGUUUUGGGGGAAAUGUUGAUUUUGGGGCAGCAGGAGUUGUUUCAAAACUUUCCAAUAUAAAGUUUCAAUGAAACUUAAACUUAUUUCUCAAACUGAAGUUGCUUCAAGUAGUUAUUACUUCUGUUAAAGACCAAAUAUUAUUCAAAAAUGGUUUCUUUUAUGUAUUUCUAAUUAUUUUUGGUUGUUUGUUGCACCAGGUCUGAAUUAUUUUGAUGCUUCUUUCGUCUUGUUUUCACUUUUAUUUUUCUUGUACAAAAUAAACAACAGCUGAAACUUCCUGGAAUGGAUAAUAUAAGAUUUACGUUCAAAUUUAAGUUGCAGCUUGUCACAGCUGCAUGUCCGUCCUCUCUUAAUCACAACUGAAUACAAUUUUUUAAGUUUUUCUUUUCCCAAAAGGCAGAGAAUAUGUUGAGUAGGACUUGUUAUUGACCUUUCAGCUGUAUCGAUCCAAAAUGAAAGAUGGAGGACGGCCCGUUCAAAGAGGAAUGCUGCUGCUUCUUCUUUUUUUUUUUUUUUUUUUUGGUCAUGAAUGGGUUGAAAAGUAGCUUUAUUCAGCUCUUUUCCCUCCUUGCUGUGCCAACCCUGCCUCCCAGCACACAAUUACAAUGCAGGGCCCCACCCCCGCCAACACACACAUCAUUAGCGCACAUUAACACACAAACUCCCAGCCUGCCCCCUGAAGCAUUCGGACAGGAGGGGGUGGGUUUCCCCAACUAUUUAAACAGAUUCCAGCAGAUGGUUGAGGAACUUUCCUGCACUGCACUGCAGCCAACGGACCGAAGCUUCAUCAAUCCAGAACCAGAACAUUUUUAAAAAUCAACCCCGUCAAGACCACUGGAACAACAACAAAAAACUUCUUCAAAACAAGCUGCAGAGUUCCUCCAAGCUGCUAGAAAUUACUAUAGUCUCCUGGAAAUUGAUCUGUUGUGGAUCAGACAUCAGGCUGCUUCACUUGGUGAAGACCGUGGAGGGAAUGAUGCCGUCCAACUCCCUGACGCCUUUCCUGGAACUGGAUGAGGAGUUCUGCAAGAAUUUCUGCAGCCUGGAGGCGACAGAUGGCGCCUCUGGUGGCUCGAUGUCUCACAGUCAGAGAGUCCUGGGCUUCCAGAGACGCCACUCCCUCUGCCCCGUGACCCUGCCAAACUCCAAGUUCAACAGCGGCUUGGAGGCCGCGGAGCCGGCCUGCUGCUGGGGCCUCGGCCUGGCCUCCAGCCAGCAGAGGAGCAGGGCGCUGCCCCGCUCCUCCCUCAGUCACAUCCCCUUCCGGGUCGACCGCUCGGUCAGCAUGAUCGAGGGGAACCUGCGGGAGGACAAAACGCUGCCGCCACCGCCGGGUCUGUGCAUCAGCAAGCCGCCGCAGGCGCCGCCGCACAUCUCCAGCCGCUACAAAACGGAACUGUGCCGCACCUUCGAGGAGAGCGGCACCUGCAAGUACGGCGCCAAGUGUCAGUUCGCCCACGGCCUGGACGAGCUGAGGGGCCUCAGCAGGCACCCCAAGUACAAAACCGAGCCCUGCCGCACUUUCCACACCAUCGGCUUCUGUCCAUACGGCGCCCGCUGCCACUUCAUCCACAACGCAGACGAGGUGCAAGUCAUCGCAACCCAGAGGCACAAGCCACCAAUGCUGCGGCACAGCCUCAGCUUCGCGGGCUUCUCCUCUUCCUCCCACAUCUUCCAGCCGGUCCAGGAGCCUUCCUGCCUCCUCUUCACCCGGGCCUCCUCCGUCUCUCCUCCGCCCUCCUCCUCGGGGAGUCCGGAGCUGCUUUCGCCUCUCUUGCCUGAACCGGGGCCUCUCAAGCAUUGCUCAUACCCGUUCUCCGGUAUCGGCGACGGCAGAGACUCUUCUCUCUGCUUCUUCGCCUCCGGCAACCAGAACCUCCCGUUUUGGCUCCCCCAGCAGCCGCCGGCCUCCCUGAACAGCUUCCCCUCGCUGCAGCGAUGCUCCUCCGCCGACUCCCUCUCCGAGGAGGGCUACACCUCCUCCUGUUCCCUCAGCUCCUCCUCCAGCGGCACCGAGUCUCCCAGCUUCGAGGGUCGGCGUCUCCCCAUCUUCAGCCGCCUCUCCGUCUCAGACGAGUAGGGAGGAGUUUUGCUUUGAGGCUGAGUUCGAUCAGGAAUGGGUUUAAAUUUACAGAGUGUAACUUUUAC
Molecule: messenger RNA, 4086 nt
Organism: Xiphophorus couchianus (Monterrey platyfish)
Lineage: Eukaryota; Metazoa; Chordata; Actinopteri; Cyprinodontiformes; Poeciliidae
Product: mRNA decay activator protein ZFP36L1
Exons: 3
Coding region: 2912-4018 (368 amino acids)
Molecular function (GO): metal ion binding; mRNA binding
Source: RefSeq, a predicted model, not a curated record